GUGGGCACAGGUGGGUGGCACUGGUGGGCACAGGUGGGUGCACUGCUGGGCACAGGUGGGUGCACUGCUGGGCACAGGUGGGUGCACUGGUGGGCACAGGUGGGUGCACUGGUGGGCACAGGUGGGUGCACUGCUGGGCACAGGUGGGCGCACUGCUGGGCACAGGUGGGCGGAACUUGCGGGUGGCACUGCUGGGCACCGAUCAUCAGGGCACUGAUCAUCAGUGCCCUGAUGAUCGGUGCCGAUCCCCGCUCUGACAACUGCCGGUUCUCGGCAGUACUUUCCUCACGAUCUGACAGCGUGAGGAAAGUGCAGCCGAGAACCGGCACUUGC
This is a messenger RNA of Staurois parvus, 333 nucleotides long. NCBI's taxonomy places the organism in Eukaryota, Metazoa, Chordata, Amphibia, Anura, Ranidae. The record is from the annotation of a GenBank genome assembly.